This is a messenger RNA of Penicillium cinerascens, 815 nucleotides long. Its product is annotated as ribosome biogenesis protein RRS1. Gene Ontology annotation, molecular function: protein binding. Gene Ontology annotation, cellular component: preribosome, large subunit precursor; nucleolus; nucleus. The record is from RefSeq and is a predicted model, not a curated record. Bases 44 to 700 code for a protein of 218 amino acids. Gene Ontology annotation, biological process: ribosome biogenesis; ribosomal large subunit export from nucleus; ribosomal large subunit biogenesis. NCBI's taxonomy places the organism in Eukaryota, Fungi, Ascomycota, Eurotiomycetes, Eurotiales, Aspergillaceae. The transcript is spliced from 2 exons.
UUUUUUCAUUUUAGUCUGAGCCGAUCAGAAGACACCUUCCAUAAUGACUGACGUCGAUAUGGGUAACGGGGUUGACUCCAAGCCCGAGAGACUUCCUAUCACCGUCUCCAAGCCGACUCCCUACACCUUCGACCUGGGCCACCUGACGGUCAACGACCCGAACCCUCUGGAGAUCCCCCAAGGCGAGCCGCUCAACAGCUCCCUGAAGGCCACUGCCCGCGACGGCGCCCAGUGCCUGCUGAACCAACUCCUCACAACAUGCAACAUCACCUCGUCCGCGCAGAACGGCAUCUUGCUUAGCCUGCCCGCACCGAACACCGCACUGCCCCGUUUCAAGCCCCUCCCUACACCCAAGCCCCCGACCAAGUGGGAGCUGUUCGCACGCAAGAAGGGUGUUGGCAAGUUCAGCAGCAAGCCCGGUGCUGCGCUGGCCGACAAGGAGCGUCGCAAGAAGCUGGUCUACGACGAGGCCUCUGGCGAGUGGGUGCCCAAGUGGGGUUACAAGGGAAAGAACAAGGACGACGACAACCAGUGGCUUGUGGAGGUUGAUGAGAGUAAAUGGAAGAAGGAGGAGGAUGCCGCCGCGAAGGGAGGUUCGAUCCGUGGUAUGAGCCGUACUGAGCGCAAGGAUAGGAUCAAGCGCAAUGAGCGCAAGAUGCGGUCGAAUGAGAAGCGGGCGAACGUUGGAAAGAAGAACUAAUGUAUUCGAGGGACUGCUGUACAUUUUGAGAAAUGUCUUUGUUCUCGGCGUUGGGGUUUGGAGUCGAGGGUUUUGCCUUUAAACUCAUGACGGUCGACAUAUGACCAGAUUAAAA